Messenger RNA from Eimeria necatrix, 432 nucleotides. RefSeq lists its product as hypothetical. The transcript is spliced from 2 exons. NCBI's taxonomy places the organism in Eukaryota, Apicomplexa, Conoidasida, Eucoccidiorida, Eimeriidae. The record is from RefSeq and is a predicted model, not a curated record. Bases 1 to 432 code for a protein of 143 amino acids.
AUGGCGCUUUUCUUUAAAUUGUUUUAUAUGCAAGUGCUCAAGGCGCCAGCAUAUCCGAUUGGGAUCGACACAGGGCUAAAGGUGGGGAAAACUCUUCAACAGCGCGGUCUGGCCACAGACGCCGGCAGGCAAGGUGUACACGCGCUUCAAGGAAUCUCGAGGGCGCGCUGCAGCGAGGCGUGCUUGUCAAGGCCAAGGUCCUGCAGCAGGCGCCGCAGUUUGAACAACAACAGGCAACGACAGGGUAGAAGAACUUCACCGACAAACGAGGAUGGGAGAGGCGAAUGCGAAAACCACAACAGGGAAAGCUGCGCGGCGCAGGCGCGCAGCCAUGCGCAGCCACGCGCAGCCACGCGCAGGCGCCCCCACUUACCUCGUUGCAUUUCCGAGCUGCUGCUGCCCUUCGCAGCAUGCAUAAAAUUGCGGCUAUAA